Wyeomyia smithii (pitcher-plant mosquito) is the source of this 2358-nucleotide messenger RNA. It is a transcript of the gene Faf2, whose product is annotated as FAS-associated factor 2. Lineage: Eukaryota; Metazoa; Arthropoda; Insecta; Diptera; Culicidae. Bases 473 to 1798 code for a protein of 441 amino acids. Gene Ontology annotation, cellular component: endoplasmic reticulum. The record is from RefSeq and is a predicted model, not a curated record. Gene Ontology annotation, molecular function: ubiquitin binding. The transcript has 4 exons.
GAAGAAAACAAUAAGAGCAAAAAGAGUGAUAAAUUUUCUACACCACAUCCAGCAAAGAGAACAAACUUUGCUUUUUUACGCGUGAGAUUUUCUAAAAAAGAAAUAUUUUCGAAUACAGUUAACAAAAUUAUGGUUUCAAAUAACUAUUGAUUAAAGGAGUUUAUUUUCUGCACAUAAAAACUUGAUUUUGUAUGUAUUUGCUGGUGUGAAUUACAUAAUUUGGAAUUGUGAUAAGUCAGUCAAUAGGGCAAAGAGAAAGGAGUUUUACAGUAGCCUUCGUGUCCGGUAAAGUAAAUAACCUGGAUUAGCUAGGGAGCACUGGUGCUGGAACUAUCACACUUUCCUUUGCUGGAUGGGCAUUAUCGAUCACCGCUGGCCAUCGCGUAGUUGUAACUGUCGACCGAACUGAACGUUUACCUAUAUUGCACUGAAACAUCGACAUAAACGAGAACCUUAUCGAACCAGAAGCACUAUGGAUAACGAUGGCAUGUCGAAUGAACAGACGGAAAAAGUGCUGCAGUUCCAGGACAUUACAGGCCUUGAUGAUAUUAACGUUUGCCGGGAUAUUCUCAUUCGACACCAGUGGGACCUGGAGGUUGCAUUCCAAGAGCAUUUAAACAUCCGCGAGGGUCGUCCGUCUGCGUACGCGACCGAAUCCCGAGCACCUCAGGUCGUCAACGAUCGCUUCCUGCAGCAUGUAUUUUCCGCACAGCGCGGCCCUAGUGUCCCCGUACCGUCCGGUAUCGGCGGAAUGCUUGGAUUUGUGGUCAAUUACGUGUUCAACUUCUGCUACAGUACAUUGUCCUCCAUCGUAACCGCAUUUCUCAACUUAUUUAAAGAUCGAGAAAGGAUCGUAACUGACCCCUUAGGUGAUGUUUUGAAAUUUAUACAAGAUUACAAUGAAAAAUACCCUGAACAUCCGGUAUUUUACCAAGGCACAUAUGCUCAAGCAUUAAAUGAUGCCAAACGCGAGCUCAAGUUUCUUCUAGUCUAUCUGCAUUCCGAAUCCAGCAACGGAGCGACUAGUUUUUGUCGUGAAACACUGUCUAACGCUCAGGUCGUCGAAUAUGUCAAUAGGCGAAUGUUAUUCUGGGCAUGUGAUAUUUCUUCACCGGAGGGAUAUCGUGUUUCGCACUCCAUAAAUGCAAAAAUCUAUCCUGUACUGGUGAUUAUUGCUCUGCGGGCAAACAAAAUGGUUAUCAUGGGUCGAAUGGAAGGUCACUGCAGUGCAGAGGAACUGAUACGACGUAUGGAUACCGUCGUUAACGAUAAUGAAGUUUGGCUCAACCAAGCCCGUCACGAUCGACUGGAAAGAGAUCUCACCCAAACUCUGCGUCAGCAACAAGAUGAAGCAUACCAGAUGUCGCUGCGGGCCGAUCAGGAGAAACAGCGUCGGAAACAGGAGGAACGUGAGGCGGCAUUGCGCGUGCAGCAAGCAAUCGAAGCAGAACAGUUAGCUGAACAGCGUCGAUUGGAAGACAUCGAGAGGCUCAAGAUGGAGUUGGCUUCACAAGUGCCUUCUGAGCCGGAACCUGGAGCGCCCGGGACGAUCAGCAUAGUCUUCAAACUGCCAAGCGGCUUACGGUUAGAACGAAGAUUCCAGUCAUUGAAUACACUAAAGGACAUUCACAACUUUAUCUUCUGCCAUCCGGAUACACCCGACUCGUUCGAGAUCACUACCAACUUCCCGAAACGGGUAUUGCAGUGUAAUGCCAAAGAAGAGGACUCGCUACCUACGUUGGUCGAGGCCGGUUUGAAGAAUCGAGAAGUGCUAUUCGUAGCUGAUUUGGACGCAUAGAAUCAAACGUUGUAUGAAGGACUACGCGGCGGCUUGCGAAGUAAGACCGAAUAUGAAACAGUUGCUGAAUCAAUUGCUUAUGACCGCAAACUGAUGGGGAGAUUUUUUUCAGAUAACAAUCGUACCUUUCCUAUAGUUUACUCUAUCUAAUUUCUUAUUUAAAAAAAUUGAUUGGAUAAUGAUUGAAAAAGUAUACAAGAAGAUGCACAUACAUACAUUAACAAAACAAUAAUUCUCAAGGCCUUGAGAAACUGUUCGAAUUGUGUUAUCUCGUUUGAUUAUUUUUCAGAUCCAAUAGGAAACAAUCGAAUGUAUCAAUGAACAGAAAAAUAUAUUUACGAAACAAAUCGACACACGAGUAACUACUGUCUAUCUUACUGAACAACUUUCCGAUUCUGAAUGCGCGGCGCGGUCCGGCUCGGUCCUAAGUGGUCCUAAUUUUAAAUUCAACAAAAUGCUGUACCCGCAGUGAGAAAAAAAAAAAUUAUCGCACGUUGAUCUUUUAGAUUUCUUUUUAAAUUAUUUAAGGUUGAAAUAAAACUGAUUUUUCUGUAAGAAUA